Messenger RNA from Desarmillaria tabescens, 719 nucleotides. RefSeq names its product hydrophobin-251. The record is from RefSeq and is a predicted model, not a curated record. Lineage: Eukaryota; Fungi; Basidiomycota; Agaricomycetes; Agaricales; Physalacriaceae. Gene Ontology annotation, cellular component: fungal-type cell wall. Gene Ontology annotation, molecular function: structural constituent of cell wall. The coding region runs from base 378 to 719 and encodes 113 amino acids. The transcript has 4 exons.
CGGUCAUGAAGAACAUCAUCGUCAACUUUUUGCCGUCUACGCUCGUUUCUCAGAUUCUAGAAAUUUGAGGGCAUCGAUCCAGGCUGACCAUCGGGCAAGAUGAACUGAUACCGAUUACUGAAAGCCAACAGGGUCUGCCACAAUUAACGCCACGAUCAAAAAAGAAAAAACUGAUGCUGGCAUUCAUCGCCACUGCUCCAAAAUUCGUUCAUGCAGUCACUCAAUAUUCAAUUAUCAUAGAUAUUAUUUUCUUCUGUGCUUGGCGAAAUUAUCUCCGCCUUCGGUACCGGAGCAAAAUUACAUACGAGAGGGAUGUAUAAAACAGACGGAAUGUCGAGGGAUUUAUCCUCAACAAAGCACUGCUCUCUAAGUUCAACAUGUUCUCUCGUAUCAUCGCUCUCGCUGUUUUGGCUCUGCCUCUCUUCGUUGUCGCAGCUCCUGCGACGACCACGACCGUCACCGGCGGAUCGUGCAACACUGGCUCCCUCCAGUGCUGCAAGUCCGUUCAGGACCCUAAGUCUUCUGCUGUUCAGCAGGCCCUUGGUCUCUUGAACAUCCCCAUCGGAGACGUUACUGCCGGAGUUGGUCUCACUUGCGACCCCAUCACCGUCAUCGGUCUUGGAACCACCCAGUGUGCCAACCAGCCCGUUUGCUGCGAGAAGAACAACUUCAAUGGUCUCGUUGCUCUCGGCUGCACCCCCAUCAAUGUUGGAUUGUAA